AUGACAGCCGCAGACUUCUCUCAUCACUUCACCGAGAAGAACAUUCCUUUUGGAAUAGCUUCUUCUCAGUCUCAUAAGAACCCCCAAGCUGUUACUAGGCUUGGGAAUACGGUGAUAUUUCUGAAUGAUCUUAUCGACCAAUUAUUCAAGGAUGUCGAUGGCUGCCCUCGAGGUGUUCUUAACGAACAAACUUUGAACUCUUUUGCUGCUCUUCCUAAGACCGUGCAUCAACAUGUACGAAAGCAAAUCCAGCAAGUUUAUCAACAAAAUGCUCUCAAUGGCUUUCCUUCAGGCAGCAAAGAAGACAUACAUGCUGUGACAAUGCAUUUGCCAGUGGAAAUCAAAGACUUUGCAGACUUCUCCUGCUCCCUUGACCACGUCAUAAACGCAGGCCGUAUAGUAGUCAACAACGGAACGCCGCCACCCGGCUUCUUCAAGUUUCCAGUUGGAUAUCAAGGCCGAACAGGCUCUAUCGUCGUUUCAGGAACGGAAAUUGAACGUCCUUAUGGACAGUUCAAGAACCCUGCUGCAACCGAAACUGAUGAUCCAAUUAUUUAUGCACCGUCUCAGAAGGUCGAUUAUGAAGUUGAGCUUGCAGCAGUGGUUGGAAAACCGUUGGCUAUGAAGCAGAGACUUCAUGCGAAGGAUGCUGAGGACCAUAUCUUUGGUUUUGUCAUUCUUAAUGAUUGGAGUGCCCGUGAUAUUCAAGGGUUUGAAAUGUUCCCUCUCGGCCCUUUCAACGGCAAAAGUCUAGGAACUUCUAUCUCUCCCUGGAUUAUCACCCUCGAUGCUCUAGAGCCUUUCAGAACGAAGGCCCAAGAGCAGAAGGCUAUAUCAGCCUCAUACCUCCAGCAUCCCAACCCCUCAACCUUCUCCAUCACCUUGAAAGUUGACGUCCUGGCAAACAGCACCGCCACAACACUUGGAGUCUGUCCAGUCGAAUCUCUGUACUGGACCCCUCAGCAAAUGGUCGCGCAUUCAGUCAGUUCGGGCAGUGCGCUGCGAACAGGAGAUCUUCUGGCUACAGGUACUGUUUCUGGUUCUGAGGAAACAAGUCGGGGUUGUAUGCUCGAAUCUACAGAGGGCGGUAGUAAACCGGUGACUUUGAGUGAUGGGUCGAAGAGGGGAUUUCUUGAGGAUGGUGAUGUUGUGAGGAUAACGGGAUCUGUUGGUGGGGAUGGUUCAGGUGUUGGAUUUGGUGAAUGUAUUGGUCAGCUCACUCCUGCUCGACCUUAUUGA
Molecule: messenger RNA, 1239 nt
Organism: Fusarium redolens
Lineage: Eukaryota; Fungi; Ascomycota; Sordariomycetes; Hypocreales; Nectriaceae
Exons: 3
Coding region: 1-1239 (412 amino acids)
Biological process (GO): L-phenylalanine catabolic process; L-tyrosine catabolic process; homogentisate catabolic process
Molecular function (GO): fumarylacetoacetase activity
Source: RefSeq, a predicted model, not a curated record